AUGGGAGCACCAUUUAAGGGAAUAAUUCAAGAUUUCAAGCGAAGAGCUCAAUACUAUAAACAAGAUUGGGUUUGUGCAAUUUGUUCUGGUGCCAGCAUAUUGGCUCCAACUUUCUACAUAUUCUUUGCUUCUGCUCUUCCUGUCAUUGCUUUUGGAGAGCAACUGCAUAGGGAUACAGAUGGAACCUUGAGCACAUCGGAAACAUUGGCAUCUACUGCUAUUUGUGGAGUUAUCCACUCAAUAUUUGGUGGCCAACCUCUGUUGAUUUUAGGAGUUGCUGAGCCGACCGUCAUAAUGUACACUUACCUGUACAGUAUUUGCAAAAAAAAACUGGGUCCGGAGCUCUUUCUGGCUUUUGCUAGUUGGGUUUGUGCUUGGACGGGAUUUAUGCUGAUUCUGCUUUCAAUUUUUAAUGCUUGCACAAUUAUCACAAGGUUUACAAGAAUUGCGGGGGAGUCAUUUGGCAUGCUCAUAACUGUUCUUUUCCUUCAACAGGCUAUAAAGGUGUUGCUUUCUCUUCCUAGCAAAAUAGAUUGUGAAUUUGGUUCUGCAGAACUCAGCAUGACUGGAUUGAUAGGGGAGUUCAACACAGUCAAGAAUGAAGAUCCUUCCUCAGUGGAAUUUCAAUUCCAGUGGCUGUAUAUAAAUGGAAUACUUGCAGUCAUUUUUUGUUUUGGAUUACUUGUCACUGCCCUUAAAAGCAGAAGAGCAAGAGCGUGGCGAUAUGGAACAGGGUGGCUACGAGGGUUUAUAGCAGACUAUGGGGUUCCAUUGAUGGUAGUGUUAUGGACUGUACUAUCUUAUGCUAUACCAGGCCAAUUUCCAGAUAACGUUCCUAGAAGGCUCUUUUCUCCCCUACCCUGGGAUCAUGAAUCUCUCUAUCACUGGACAGUAGUGAGGGUAAUGUUAGAUGUUGAUGUUCAUCAUUAUGAACAGAAAGCAGUGAUCAUUUUAAUUCAGGCAAGUCCAAACAUCCAUCUAACAGUUACAGCAAAAUGCAGGAUAUGCCGAAGUGUGGCUUCGCAGAUGGCACAACAGAAAGAAUUUAACCUUCAAAGACCAUCUGCCUACCACUACGAUGUUUUCCUGCUUGGAAUAAUGUUCCUGAGGUAUCUUUACUGUCCUCAGACUGUGGUUUGUGGGAUGCUUGGUCUUCCUCCUUCAAAUGGAGUCCUUCCACAGUCUCCCAUGCAUACAAAGAGCUUAGCGGUUCUUAGGAGGAAGUUGAUCCGAAAGAAGGUGGUGAAGAGCGCCAAGGAAUGUAUUAAGCAACAUAAGACCAACACUGAAUUGUAUGGAAAGAUGCAAGCUGUGAUUCUAGAAAUGGAUACAGACCCUACGGUUAAAGAAUUGGAGACUUUGAAGCAAGCUGUAAUGAACUCUGAUAACAAGGAUGAUGUAGAGAAAAAUUUUGAUGAGAGACACAUAGAUAAAUAUCUACCGGUGCGCGUUAAUGAGCAAAGAGUGACCAACUUAUCGCAGUCCAUCCUGGUCGGUGCAUCAAUCCUAGCCAUGCCUGUAAUCAAAAGGAUACCAACCUCAGUUCUGUGGGGCUAUUUUGCUUACAUGGCAAUUGAUAGUCUCCCAGGAAAUCAGUUCUGGGAAAGGAUAUUGCUCCUCUUCAUCACCCCAAGCCGGCGUUACAAAAUUUUGGAAGGUUCUCAUGCCUCUUUUGUGGAGACAGUACCAUUCAAGACCAUAGCUGGAUUUACAGCCUUGCAGUUAGUAUAUUUUCUGAUAUGUUUCGGGGUGACUUGGGUACCUAUUUUUGGAAUAUUGUUUCCGGUAGCAUUCUUCCUUCUCAUAAUCAUAAGAGAACACUUGCUUCCAAAGAUAUUCCAGCCUAACCAUCUUCAAGAACUAGAUGCUUCUGGGUAUGAGGAGAUUGCUGGUGCUCCACAAGGUUCACUGAGGGAUAAGGAGACAGAUACUGAUACUGACGGAAGCUCAGAAGACUUCUACGAUGCAGAGAUAUUAGAUGAGAUGACAACCAACAGGGGAGAGGUGAAAUUAAGAACCACAAGCAGUUUCAGUGAUAGAAACCAGAGCUUCAGUGAAGACAGGCAUAUUCAGGUUUGUCCUGAAGAUGCCGUCUGA
Messenger RNA from Sphenostylis stenocarpa, 2097 nucleotides. Lineage: Eukaryota; Viridiplantae; Streptophyta; Magnoliopsida; Fabales; Fabaceae. The record is from the annotation of a GenBank genome assembly.